UCCUCUGUGUGCUGCGGGACGCUGAGAGAGACAAGCCGGCUACGGUGGCGGCGGCGGCUCAAGCCGCGCAGGUGAAAGGUGGCGCCCAAGAUGGCGGCGCACCUGAAGAAGCGGGUGUACGAGGAGUUCACCAAAGUGGUGCAGCAGCACGAGGAGCCGGCGGCCAAGAAGCUGCGCCUGGCCAAGCCCAGCAAGUCGGCGGCGCUGCACGUGGACCUGUGCAAGGCCGCCUCGGCCGCCGACGCGCUGCAGCACCUGCUGCACUUCGCCCGCCAGCCUGUGGAGGCCGAGAGCGUCGAGGGCGUCGUCCGCAUCCUGCUAGAGCACUACUACAAGGAGAAUGAUACCUCUGUAAGAUUAAAGAUUGCUUCCUUGCUGGGCUUGCUAUCAAAAACGGCAGGAUUCUCUCCAGACUGCAUUAUGGAUGAUGCCAUUAAUGCGCUUCAAAAUGAAAAGUCCCACCAAGUUCUUGCUCAGCUGCUGGAUACGCUGCUGGUGAUUGGAGCUAAACUCACGGAGAAUGCAGCUGUCAGAAUGAGACUGGUAGAUGUAGCCUGCAAGCAUCUGACAGACGCUUCCCAUGGUGUACGAAACAAGUGCCUCCAGCUAAUAGGCUAUCUUGGAUCUGUGGAAAAAGGUGUUACAAAAGAAGCAGAAAGCCAAGCUACUAAGGAUGUCCAGAAGAUAAUUGGGGACCACUUCAGUGACCAGGACCCACGUGUUAGGACUGCAGCUAUAAAAGCUAUGCUGCAGCUGCAUGAAAGAGGAUUAAAAUUGCAGCAGACUAUUUACAGCCAGGCUUGCAAACUGCUCUCAGAUGAUUAUGAACAAGUGCGCAGUGCCGCAGUUCACUUGGUAUGGGUCCUCAGUCAGCUGUAUCCAGAAAGCAUUGUCCCGAUUCCAUCUUCCAAUGAAGAAAUCCGCCUAGUGGAUGAUGCAUUUGGAAAAAUUUGUCACAUGGUCAGUGAUGGCUCAUGGGUUGUUAGAGUGCAAGCUGCUAAACUGUUGGGAUCUAUGCAGCAAGUGAGUUCCCAUUUCUUAGAACAGACACUUGACAAGAAGCUGAUGUCUGAUCUGAGGAGGAAGCGAACUGCACAUGAACGAGCCAAAGAACUCUACAGCUCUGGGGAGUUUUCAAGUGGCAGAAAAUGGGGAGAUGAUGCCCCCAAAGAAGAAAUAGACACGGGUGCUGUGAACUUGAUUGAGUCGGGAGCUUGUGGGGCCUUUGUCCAUGGCCUGGAAGAUGAGAUGUAUGAGGUUCGGAUUUCUGCAGUCGAGGCUCUCUGUAUGCUGGCUCAGUCUUCACCUUCUUUUGCAGAGAAAUGUCUUGAUUUUCUAGUAGACAUGUUUAAUGACGAGAUUGAAGAGGUGAGAUUGCAGUCAAUACACACCAUGAGAAAGAUCUCCAACAACAUCACUCUACGAGAAGACCAGCUUGAUACUGUGCUGGCUGUCUUGGAGGAUUCCUCCCGAGACAUUCGGGAAGCACUUCACGAGCUACUCUGUUGCACCAAUGUUUCUACGAAAGAAGGCAUCCACCUUGCACUUGUGGAGCUACUGAAAAACCUAACUAAGUAUCCUACUGACAGAGAGUCCAUUUGGAAAUGCUUGAAGUUCUUGGGAAGCAGACAUCCAACUCUGGUGCUUCCACUGGUCCCAGAGCUCUUGAGUACACACCCGUUUUUCGACACGCCAGAGCCAGAUAUGGAUGACCCAGCCUAUAUUGCUGUUCUUGUCCUCAUUUUUAACGCUGCUAAAACUUGCCCAACAAUGCCAGCGUUGUUCUCAGAUCACACCUUUAGGCACUAUGCCUAUCUUCGUGACAGUCUCUCUCAUCUUGUCCCUCCAUUGAGAUUGCCAGGUAGAAAGCUGGUGUCCUCCCCUGUGUCCCAGAGUGUUACACCACAUGAAGAUCCUUCCCAGCAGUUCUUGCAGCAGAGUCUUGAGCGAGUUUACAAUCUUCAGCACUUGGACCCACAGGGCACACAGGAACUGCUCGAAUUCACCAUAAGUGACCUCCAGAGGCUUGGAGAACUGCAGUCAGAACUGGCAGGGGUGGCAGACUUCACUGCAACUUACCUUCGGUGUCAGCUGCUUCUCAUCAAGGCCCUUCAGGAAAAACUGUGGAAUGUGGCAGCUCCUCUGUACCUGAAGCAGAAUGCAUUGGCAUCAGCAGCAGCAAGACAGAUUAUGGAAGAAACUUACAAAAUGGAGUUCAUGUACAGUGGAGUGGAAAAUAGACAAGUGGUCAUUAUUCAUCACAUGAGACUGCAAGCAAAAGCGUUACAGCUUAUAGUGACUGCACGUACCACAAGAGGAGUGGAACCCCUUUUUGGGAUGUGUGAAAAGUUUUUACAGGAAGUGGACUCUUUUCAGAGAUGUUUUAUCUCUGAGCUCCCCCACAUGCAAGGCAGUUUUGUGGAUAAGCUGCUAGACCUGAUGCCCAGGCUUGUGACCUCCAAGCCUUCAGAAGUGGUAAAAAUCCUGCAAACAACGCUACGACAAAGCGCCUUCCUUCACCUUCCUCUGCCAGAGCAGCUCCAUAAAGCUUCUGCAAAUAUCAUUGAACCUACCGGUGAGUCUGAUAACCCUUUGAGGUUCACAUCAGGGUUAGUUGUGGCUUUGGAUGUUGAUUCAACUCUGGAACAUGUGCAGGAUCCUCAGACCACAGUUAAAGUUCAGGUAUUAUAUCCAGAUGGGCAGGCACAGUUAAUCCAUCCUAAACCAGCGGACUUUCGAAAUCCUGGUCCUGGAAGGCACAGAUUGAUCACUCAGGUUUACCUUUCGCACACUGCCUGGACAGAGCCAUGUCAGAUUGAAGUGAGGUUACUAUUGGCAUACAAUUCCAGUAGGAGCAAAGCUUCCACUAAAAUCUCCAAAUCCACGUGGAGCGACAGCAUGGACACUUUUCCACAGUCUGAAAGUGGCAUUGAAGGAACUAUCCCAUUCAGCAAACCAGUCAAAGUGUAUAUAAUGCCCAAACCUGCCAGACGGUGAAGUCAAUUGCUAAAAGACUUUAUUUGUGGGAUUGCUGGGUUACAUAUACACAGAUUAUUGUAUUGCAGGAUAGUGGAUCAAACCAUAAUAGUGUUCUGUUAAAGUGAAAGACUGCAAAACACAAUGAAGAAUACAGCUAUGAAAGAAUAAGUGGCCUCCUUUAUUAAAAGACUGGUUACAGCAUAAGUUAUGGAUAGGUACCAUGAACACAGGCAUUUCUAAAUCAAAUCAAGAAAUGUGAGACACUUAAUAUUGAUGUUCCAUCCAUUACUCUUUUUAUUGGGUCAAAUUCUGCAGUCCUGAGUUCCUCCUCUAGGAAAGAUCUCCUGUAGAGGCCACUGGGAGUUUUGCCUGAGUGAGGAUUUGGUAAAACUGGCAGUGUUUACUAUGUAAAUACUUAGUAAGGCAUUUUAGAUGCUUCUUAUGGUUUAAUGAUGAUCUGAAAUAGAGCAGAGUUUUUUGAAAUGUCUAAAAUGUGUGUUGGUCUUUCAGCGCUGGGUAAAGAUUUUUUUCCUACAGCACUGCUCUAUCUGGGCAGGAGCCACUUCUCAGAAUGCAACACUGGGCUGUUCCUGGGCUGGCUUAUGCCUUUGCAGCCAUAUUGAAGGCAAUGAAUGAUUGAUGGCCCUUGCCACUCCAAAGUUUUUGGUGCCUUGGCUGUUUUAAAGCAAACAAAAAACCCAAACAACCCUCUUGCAAACCUGUAGGCUUUCUGUUUCAGGGUAGGCUGCUUACCUUAGAACAAUGGUAAUGCAACACCUGUGUAAAAUCACUGACUUGCCUCUGCAUAUAAUGAAAAAGAUGCUCUAUAUUUUUACCUUGUCAUUAUUAACACUCCUUCUCACUUGCUUUCUGUACGUCUCUGUGAAGAAUGUGUGCAGUGGCACAGGCAAAAAAAACCCCCCAAAAACCCAGCUAGCUGUCCUGUCAGUAAGAUGCAGGAUCUUCUACUGCUGUGCUGUGCUCAGGAGCUGAAGCAGAUCUUGGUGUGGCAUGAUAAAUGGUCUUUCAGCAUAUACAGUUUUGAAUCAGUUCAGUAGUUCACUCUCUCUAUUAAAUUAGCGAGGUCAGUAGUCCAGGCUUCUUAUCAGGUGGGAAGAGGGGGCAGUUAGGGAUGAGAUGAAAGGAACAAGGAGCCUUGCCUAGAGGAUAGGCACCAUGGCAUCCUUACACUGGAGCAGAAUGACUGUUCCUGUCUAGUGGCCUCAGGCUCCGGAGGGGUUGUUCUUACCUGAGUUCUGUUGCUUCUGCAGCUUCAGCUGAGAAGGUAUAUCUUGACAUCAUUCCCCAGCACAGGCCUGUGUUUCAAAGGCCUCUAGGAGCACCCAGUGACCCCCUAGCAGUCUGUAAUACAAUUUACUAGAAAUGCAUGGUAUAUGAAUUUUUCCAGCACAAUGGCCAAAUAGUCCCUGUGUUCAUAAAUUAUUUGUAAAAAUGUAUAUUUGCAGCAGGUAAGUCAGAUAGCUGAGGAUGAUAGUAAAUCCUUCUAUUUACUUGUAUAGAAACUAGCAUAACACAUUAUGCAUAAACCCUUUUAAAUGUGCUUUUGUACAAUAAACUUGGAAAACGCCAA
Molecule: messenger RNA, 4570 nt
Organism: Alligator mississippiensis (American alligator)
Lineage: Eukaryota; Metazoa; Chordata; Crocodylia; Alligatoridae
Gene: INTS4
Product: integrator complex subunit 4
Exons: 23
Coding region: 91-2997 (968 amino acids)
Biological process (GO): snRNA processing
Cellular component (GO): integrator complex
Source: RefSeq, a predicted model, not a curated record